UUCUCUUUUUUAAUCCGUUCAAAAUUCCCAAACUCAUUCUCGUCAUGUGAACCUUCUACUAACGAUCGAAACAGAAAAAGAUUUACGCUCCGCAAGGCUCGUGUUUUGCAAAACUCGAUUAGUCAUCGUUCUUUUCCACCCCACCGUUCCAGUCAACGCAGAAAAGUGUAAAAUGUCUUCCAACGAGCUGGAAAAUGAGGGCUUCCUGAUCCAGAUUCGUGUACUGUUGAACGAGCGGGGCAUAAAAUUGUGGGAAGCACCCUACAUAACCGCGGACCGCACCCCGAACGAUGACGAGUUGGGUAAGCUGGCCGAUACGCUCGGUCCGGAGACGGCGAUUCCCCGUGAUCGGUGCCUGAGCGUGCUCCGAUCGCUGCAACAGAACGCCCUCGAGAAGCUACAGGCCAAGGAUGAGUUCGUGAAGACGGGUCUGGCCACGGUGAAACUGCGCGCACCUACACAAACUGGUUCCAACCGGUCGUUCGAUCUGAAGCUCAAGGUCACGGAUCCGGGUGCUACCCUUUCCGAGCUGGUCGGUCAACGACUGUCGGUGGAUCCCCGCAAAAUCAAACUAGUGUGCGGUGGACGAGUGGUGGAUAGUACGCGCACACUAGAGGAACAGAAGGUAACGAAUGGAGCGAUCGUACUGGCGCUAGUGAUGGCUCACAGCGUGGAGGAAGCAAAACUGGAAUGCUCCACGUACGAUCGGGUGCACAAGAUCCGUGCCGAUGCCGAGCUGCUGAUCAACGAGAACGACACCGCAAAGAUGAUGACCCUGGAAGAUCAAUCCGGAAACCCCAUCUUUCUGCCGAAAAACGAGAAAAAGAGUCUGAUGGUGGCACUGACACUGUACGCGAAGGGAAAGGCAGCACUAGCUGCUGGCAACUACGAAGAAGCACUGCUGCUGCUGCUCGAGGCGGACCGUGACUUCCGGGGCUGCAACUCGGACCUGCUGAACGGGGUCGAUAACUAUGCCCUGCUCAAUCUCGACAUCGUUUGGUGCUACCUCUGCCUUAAGAACUUGAACCAACUGCCGGAUGCCGCCGAAAGGUUGCAGCUGUGCGAGCAAAAGUUCCGUCAAAGCUACGGCGAAAACAUGAAACGCGUGGCGGCCCUCAAAGGUGAGCAGUCGAGCGAGAAAACGAUCCUCGUAAGGCUGCACUUGCUGAAGGCCAUCCUGUACUACCAUCAGAACAAACGCGACGAUGCACGCACCAUGUUUCGGGUGGUGGAAACGGAACUGCAAUCGCUGCGCAUCGACGAUGCGUGCCUUAGCCGGUUGAUGGAGUGCGGACAUACGCUACAGGAGUCGCGUAUCGCACUGCGCGCUUGCUCGAACAAUAUCGAACGUGCGAUCGAGUACAUCCACGAGCAACGCGAGCGACAGGAGGAGAACGACAAACGGUCACGCCGUGAGCUGAAGCUUUACGAACGAAUCGGCCACGCCACCGAUACACCACAGUACUGGCGCAUUAAACUCGACUUUGUCGACGUGCUAAUGGAGAUGGGCUAUACGGAGGAGAUGGCCGCGUUGGCGCUCAAGGAGAGCGAUAACGACAUCAAUGGGGCCCUGAACGAACUGCAGAACAACAACAAGGAGCUGCGCCUUAAACUGCUCCGCUGUGUCGUUCCGGAUGAGCAGCAUGUCGAGCAGCUGAUGGCGCUCGGUUUCCCGGAAGAGGCGGCCCGUGUAGCACUGAAAACCACUACCAAUCGGUAUGAUCUGGCGGCCGAAUUUUUGGUGGCUAACGUGUCCGACGGCAGUGUGUACAGUGAGCGGCUGACGAAGGCACUUCAGAUGAUCGGUUCAGAAUCGGCUACCCACUUAGCUGAAGCGGCUACUGGAAGCACGGAUCAUCAAACGACGCCUUCAACCAGCAAAGCAUCGUCGAGCCACGGGAAGCGGACGGAUGCCUGCACGGAGGCACGCACUGAAGAAAAACGUCGCAAAAAGGAAAUGCUGGACAUUGUGUUUAAGAGCUUCUCGAAGGAGAUUGGCGAAUCACGUGAUAACCAUCUCGAUCUAUCGCUCGCCGAAGAGACCGUACUGCUGGAGCAGUACAAGGCGCUCCUAGGUAUGGAGUGACCCCGAUUGGUCCUAUCGUUGCCAAAAAUAAGAACCUCUCCAGUGAUUAGGACGUAAAACGACUGUCAAGCAGCUUAGCCGAAGAGCGUCCCAACUACCCGGGAACAGUACGAACCUUAGUGCCAUCUCGUGUGGACGUAAUUCUUCCGCCUGCACGGCAUCGCUGGUUGCCAGAUUUAUAACUACUGCUGCCAGUAAGUGUCUUUAAUGGUUAUGAAACUGAUUGGAAUGGAAUCUACCCAACGAAAUAUUAAUCCCGUCCCCCCAUCGCUAUCGUUGCGUUAAAUGCGCAAGGUUGCGACUAAUUUGGCUCUCUAGAAUUGUAAGAUUUUCAAAAC
Molecule: messenger RNA, 2424 nt
Organism: Anopheles darlingi
Lineage: Eukaryota; Metazoa; Arthropoda; Insecta; Diptera; Culicidae
Product: NEDD8 ultimate buster 1
Exons: 4
Coding region: 173-2086 (637 amino acids)
Biological process (GO): regulation of ubiquitin-dependent protein catabolic process
Molecular function (GO): protein binding
Source: RefSeq, a predicted model, not a curated record